This is a messenger RNA of Serinus canaria (Common canary), 957 nucleotides long. It is a transcript of the gene RLBP1, whose product is annotated as retinaldehyde binding protein 1. The transcript has 6 exons. Lineage: Eukaryota; Metazoa; Chordata; Aves; Passeriformes; Fringillidae. The record is from RefSeq and is a predicted model, not a curated record. The coding region runs from base 1 to 957 and encodes 318 amino acids. Gene Ontology annotation, molecular function: phosphatidylinositol bisphosphate binding. Gene Ontology annotation, cellular component: membrane.
AUGCUCUCCUCCCCCCAGACGGGCACGUUCCGGAUCGUGUCGGAGGAGGAGCAGGCACUGCGCUCCAAGCUGGAGCGCCUCACCACCAAGGACCACGGCCCUGUCUUUGGGAGGUGCGAGAAGAUCCCCCCACACACCCUGCAGAAGGCAAAGGACGAGCUGAACGAGACGGAGGAGAAGAGGGAGGUGGCGGUGAAGGCGCUGCGGGAGCUGGUGCAGGAGCGGGCGGGCGGCGAGGACGUUUGCCAGAAGGUGGCCGAGAAGGUGCAGGAGAGGGAUGACUCCUUCUUGCUCCGCUUCAUCCGCGCUCGCAAGUUCGAUGUCCACAGAGCCUAUGACCUGCUGAAAGGCUAUGUGAACUUCCGGCAGCAGUACCCCGAGCUGUUUGACAACCUGAGCCCCGAGGCCGUGCGCAGCACCAUCGAGGCCGGCUACCCCGGCAUCCUGGCCAGCAGGGACAAGUACGGCCGCGUGGUGAUGCUCUUCAACAUCGAGAACUGGGAUUACGAGGAGAUCACCUUCGAUGAGAUCCUUCGUGCCUAUUGUAUUAUCUUGGAGAAGCUGCUGGAGAACGAGGAGACCCAGAUCAAUGGGUUCUGCAUCAUUGAGAACUUCAAGGGCUUCACCAUGCAGCAGGCAUCAGGGAUCAAACCCUCCGAGCUCAAGAAGAUGGUGGACAUGCUGCAGGACUCUUUCCCAGCACGGUUCAAGGCCGUCCACUUCAUCCACCAGCCUUGGUACUUCACCACCACCUACAACGUGGUCAAACCGUUCCUGAAGAGCAAACUGCUGGAGAGGGUCUUUGUGCACGGUGAGGAGCUGGAAUCCUUCUACCAGGAGAUCGAUGCUGACAUCUUGCCAGCAGACUUUGGUGGCAACCUGCCCAAGUACGAUGGCAAAGCAACUGCAGAGAAGCUCUUUGGGCCUCGCAUCGAGUCUGAGGACACGGCUCUCUAA